AUGCGUAAGCGGGCGCUGCUUAGAUUGGAACUUACCUACCUACCGGCAGAACCCGUACCCCGUAGCCUCUGGCUGGCUUUGCUUGCGUGCCGUGCAUUCCAUCCGAAUGAUUCCGAAGCGGCGCGACGUUGCCCGAACGUCGCUCUAAAAUCGGCCGACUUCACACCGGUGCGUGCGCGAGCGCGGCUUGAACGUCUCGAUCUCCGCCGAUUUGUCUACAAAAGUUAUCUGUCAACAAACCUCUCCGCGUUAGAAAUAGACUGCCGACCUUUCGAG
Molecule: messenger RNA, 276 nt
Organism: Iphiclides podalirius (scarce swallowtail)
Lineage: Eukaryota; Metazoa; Arthropoda; Insecta; Lepidoptera; Papilionidae
Source: the annotation of a GenBank genome assembly